Molecule: messenger RNA, 300 nt
Organism: Pelobates cultripes (western spadefoot toad)
Lineage: Eukaryota; Metazoa; Chordata; Amphibia; Anura; Pelobatidae
Source: the annotation of a GenBank genome assembly
AUGUGGUUGCUUUUGACCCAGCAGAUAUCUUAUUCAACAGAUCGGAUUAACCCAUAUCGACAUAAGAAAACAGUAUCUCGUCAUCUCCUAACGGCAGCUAAAUUGCUUAUCCCAGUUCUGUGGUGGCAAAGAGAACCACCAAUGCUCCAGGCCUGGAUCCAAAGAGUGGAGGAGAUCAGGCAGGUGGAAGCUGAAAUAGCAGUGGUGAGUGGAAGAAUGGAGAAACACGAGGAGAUCUGGAGGACAUGGACGUACUACCUGUGCACCAGGAAUGAACCUGGACACCAACCCACUGAGUAA